CGAGGAGUGGGCGGAGCCUGGCCGUCCCACCAUCGAAUCCCGAGGCGUCAGACGCCUCCCCGGGUCCUAGCGCCCUUCUCUUCCCAGACAGAAAAGGCCGUGCCGCCGCGCGUCUUGCCCAACGGGACUUCCCUCCGCCCGUGUAUCAGGGACAAGCAGGAAAUUGAGCCUGAAGUGUGGAAUUGUACCCUCAAUGGCACCUUGAUGAUGUUGAAGCCGUGACAAUGAAAAAUACCUAACCAAAUUUCAAAGCAGUUUAAGUUGUUUCGUCUAAUGCAAUGACCCAGCAACCCCAAGAUGAAUUUGACAGCAGUGUGGAGCAGGCAUUAGACUGGAUGAAGACUAUCCAUGAGAGACUAAAGAUCAAUGACAAUACCAAAGGGCCCCGAUCUGCCUUGGAGGCUAGGCUGAGGGACACAGAGAAAAUCCAUGCGUUGAAACCGGAAGGCCAAUUGAAAAUGGAUUUGGUUCUAAUGAAGGCUAAUGCUCUCCUGCAGUGCACCAGUGAAGAGAAAAAACAUGAUAUAUUAUUCAAACUGAAGGAUAUUAAAGCUAUGUGGGAAGAAACAGCCAUAUACAUUACACAUUGUCACAGUCGUAUUGAAUGGGUUUGGUUGCACUGGAGCGAAUACUUGAAGGCCCAGGAUGAAUUCUAUGUGUGGAUUCACAACAUGAAGGUGACCUUGGAGCCAGACAUAGAACUACAGCUUGGUUUCAAGGAGAAGCAGUGGCAGCUCAGCCAUGCUCAAGUCCUGCUGAACGACGUGGUAAAUCAGGCAGCUCUGCUAGAACGGCUACUAGAGGAGGCCAAUUCCCUGUAUAACCGGAUUGGAGAUCCAAGUGUGGAUGAAGAUAUCCAGAAGAAAAUGAAGGAAGAAUAUGAAGAGGUCAAGAAUGAAGCGCAGAGAAGAGUGGGACUGCUAGAAAAGAUAACAAAAGAACACGAGCGAUAUAAGAGCAACAUCGACCAGUUUCAUUUGUGGCUGACCCAGGUGACAGAAAGAUUAAACGGCUGCCUUAGCCAAGAAGCAAAAUUGCCGGCAGAAAAUAGAAUUAAGGCCUUGCAGGAUAUUGCCAAAGACGUAAAGAGUGGGGAAAAGAAACUGAGGUAUCUUGAGGCUCAGUCUGUUGGGGUGAUGCAAAACACCUCCCCACUGGGAGCAGAGAAGAUAAAGACUGACUUGGAAGAUCUGAAAAAAGCCCUCGAAAAGCUGAAAGUGGUGGGCGCUGAGGAAGAGGAGAGAUUGCUAAAAAGCCUUAAGUCGGAAAAUGCCUAUCACACACAGGCCAGGUUGCUGGAAGCUGAAGUCCAGGAGUUUCGUAAAAGCCUGCAGAGGCUGGGAAGCACCUUAGAGCCCAAUGAUGGCGCAAGAAGCGAAGAUGACUUAAUUGCUCUCUGGAGAAAAUGUAAGGCAACAAGGGGAGCCCUUCCAGCAGAGGAAUCAAAAGCUGAAAGACUGAAGACUCAGCUUAAGGAGUUGUUCAGGUUUUCACAAGACAUGCAGCCUCUUUCUGACAGUGUGAUUCGUGCAAUAUGUGAAUAUCAAAGCCUGAAGGGAAAGACAUACAAAAUGAGUUCUGAAACUGAAACGGAGUUGAGGCAACGCUUCCAAAAUCCUCUGAGGGAGUUCCAGCUGUGGAAACAAUCAGUACAGAGACUACUGGACAACACUGCAGAUGUUUCAGAUCCUUCCUUGACACUUCCAUUCUUGCAUCAGAUUGAGGGAUUUCUGGCUGAAUGCUCCCACUUUAAGGAGCAAUUCCUGAUGUUGCAGUUGAAAAAAGAUUUCCUGAGUAAUAUUUUUGAGGAGGAAAGAGCAAAGUCACUCUUGGUGGAGGCAACUGAUGCCAUGAAGGAAGCAGAACACCUGCACAAAGACCUCCUUCAGAUGAAAAGCAGAUUGCAGGCUUUAGUGUCUCAGCAUAAAGACUUUGGCACAGUCUUUGAGCAGUUGCAAAAGAUGUUGUCUGCUCUCAGAACCAAAUUAGAUGCAGAGAAGGAACCAUUGACUGAUCUGACAGCCAAAGAAGCUCGACUACAAAGGCUACAGAUCAUCAAUGGAGAUGUGGCAGAGUGUGGUGUUCAAAUGGAUGAACUGGAGAAACUUGUUCAGCUAGACCCAACACAGAAGCAUAAAAUGAAGCUGCUUUCUUCUGAACAUCAACUUCUGAAGAGAUCUCUGGAGACCAUCACAGCACAGAGUAAGCAGCAUGUUCAAGACCACUGGACUUUCAAUAACAAAUCGACAGAUCUCUGGCAGUGGCUCACAGUAACCAAACAAAAGCUGGACUCUUGUUGGGGUGCCAAUGAUGGGUGGAAAACUAAUGAUUUGGAGAGACUUCAAAUGGAGUUUCCAGAUAAAGAGAACCAACUGCAGUUUAUUGAGGCCAAAGGAGAAUUAGUUGCAGCAAACUCUUCUUCAGAAGGGGCUGAAAAUGUUGAGAAAGAAGUGAAAAAGCUGUUGAAAACCUUUGAGUCUCUUGAAAACAUGAUGACAAGGUUCACGCAGAAAAUCCAUCCAAACAGGACAGCAAUAGACGUGCGCAAGAAGAUAACAUUCUCCAACAACAAACCAGCGCAAGGCUUUUUUAUUCACUCUACAGAUGUUCCCAGCCAAUACUGGAAGGACACAGCCCAAGAUGAAGAGUCUAAUGGCCUACAACUCAUUAAAAAUUUUGAACAAUGGUUGCAAGGGGAAAAUGCCCGUUUGUCCAAAAUUCUUGCCACUAAACCAUCCAGCAGUGAAGAAUUGAAUGCAAGGCACAGCAAGCUAAAGGAACUUCAGUCUCGGGUUCCUGAGGGACAGCAUCACUUUGAAGAUCUCCUGCGUCUUCAGCCCAUUGUCCGGAGCUCUGAAGAACUGGAAGACUUGCGGUACCGAUGGAUGCUCUACAAAUCAAAAUUGCAUGAUUCAUUGAUGACAAGUUCUUUAGAAGAGCCAAUAGCAUUCAGAAAGGGAAAACCAACUGGAGUAUGCUCUUUUCUACGUCGUGUCUGCUGUGCAGCUUUGCCUCUUCAGCUGCUCUUGUUGUUUCUGCUACUCCUUGCCUUCCUGCUUCCUCUAGCAGAGGAAACACACAGUUGCAAACUGGCCAACAACUUUGCACGCUCCUUCAACCUGAUGCUUAGAUAUGAGGGGCCACCACCAACUUAAGUUCCUCCAACACUCUCCUCAGGUGCCUUUGAGAAGACAGCUUGGACUGGCCGAGUUACUUUCCCCUCAAGAGUGUCUUCUUCUUCGGGUCCCCUUAGGCUCCAAAACAACUAGUAAGAGAUUUAACGUUAACUGGAAACUUGCUCGAAAUACCCAUAUUACCCAUUGUAUCCUCAGGCUGUAGAAAGGAAGUAAUCGUAUUUAGAGCUGAAAUUAUAUUUUUUAAAAUAUAUGGCUAUAUUUAUACUGUAUAUAUGAUUUUUAUAUAUGUAUAUCUCAAUGAAAGAUGUCCUGAAACCAGUAUUUUCAGUCUAAUCCUGCCAGUUUUUUAAAAAAAUCACUUAUGUUUUUGCUAAGUAACAAUACAUAGUUUUAACUAAGCCUUGCUGAGCACAAAAAUCAAAGUAAGGAUGUCACAAGGUGUGAUGACAAAUGUUGAGCUUGGUUUCCCAAAACGGCAGCCAUAUGUGAAAUUCCUUCUCCUUUACUUGUGAAUGUAUACUUCAGAAAUGCUAUAAGUGUUACCCGAUUAAAAACAUCUUUGUUGAUUAAUUAAUCUCUGGAAUCUGCAUAAACUCCCCCUGAAACCCACUAACUGUUAUUGGGCAAGUCACACUCUCUCAGUUUCGAAGGAGAGCAAUGGCAAAUGCCCUCUGAACAAAUCUUGCCAAGAAAACCAUUUGAUACUAUACAGAGUGUGUGCUCCCCUCACAAAAUUAUAUACACACUUAAAAGUUCAUAAUAGCAGGGGGUGACAAUUCCCUCUCAUCCCAAAAUUAAUACAACUUCUGCAAGAUAAAAAAUCACAGUAGUAGAGAGGUGUCACAAAAUUCCAUGAGAAACUUUAAAUGAGGUUUGCUGCAGUGCAUUGCUAUGCGGGGAUGACAAUUUGAAUAUCUCCCAUAAAAUUGUAAUUUCAGAUUGAAUUCAUUACUCUGAUUAAAUUAUUGUUAUAACGUUUAUUCUUCAAUAUAAAUGUAUUUACAUAACCAUCAAAUAAUCACUAUAGAUGUUAUAGUUCUUAAUUAUAUAUACAUUUUGGAGCACACUCUACAGUCAUUACAAGUAAUAUCUAUAUGUAUUUAAACAAUAUGUGUAUUUUUAAAUCUCACUCAUUUUCCAGAGCAUUUUUUCAAUUUUGAUCAAUUCAUCUAAAUAAUUAAUUAAUUAAACACUGCAACCCUAAAGAAAACGUUCUUUAUUUUAUUGGCUCCUAUAAAACCGCAAAAUCACAUCUUUUAAUGUUUGCAUGUUUACAUAUUAUGAAUAAAAAAAGGUUGCCAUUUUGGGUAUCAGCUAUAAGGUUCUCAUUGCAUCCUGUUCCACCAAAGUAUGAUAAGAGAUUAUCCAGGGAAUGCCUUACAGAAUGCCGUGAGGAAAAGUUAUUCAUAUAUUUAAGGCAAAAGCUGCUUUUUAAAGUGUGGGUGUUUCUAAUUAUUUUGUUUCCUUAGCAUUCUUAAUGUGGCCCAAUUAGGAAACCAGCAAAAUACUCAGUAGGUGCUUCAAAGAGAAGAGUAUAUGUGGAAUUUGGAGCCUUGUAAAGAGCAGAGAUCCAAAGCCUCCAGAAAUACACCUAUGUAUGGGAAAGUAUACGUUUUAUGCAGAGCUGAAAAAAAAAUUGUGUUGGCAGCUACAUCUUCAUCUGUCUCAUCUCAGUUUCUAAGUAGGCACAUAUUCUCAUGUAACUGUUCCUUGAUCGUAUGUCAUUCAGCACAUGUUGGAAUAGAACAUAAAAAACAGACUUUUCAUGUCUGGUCUCUCAGCUCAUUAUGGAAUAGAUCUGCAGAAAUGUGCAGCCAUUUGUUAUUUUUGCCUCAUGGGAACAUAAGACGAUCCCGUGGGACCAGACCAAAGGCCUACCUGAACCAGCAGUCACAAGUCAGUUACCUAUGGAAACCCCAUCAGCACAAUAAUGCCUUCUUACUCAGGUUCCUCAGCAACUGGUACUAAUACUGGAGCUAGCAUCCACCCCAUAGCUUUCCUAGUAAUACAAGUUGAGUAUCCAAUAUCCAAAAAGAGCUGGGACCAGAAGUAUUUUAGAUUUCAGAUUUUGGAAUAUUUGUACUUGCACAAUACAAUAAACAUAAAAUUUGUUUUAUAUAAACCUUGUACACUUAUUCUGAAGGUAAUUUUGUAAAACAUUUUAAUAGUUUUGUGCAUGAAACAAAGUUUGUACAAUGCACACUGAAUUAUCGGAAAGCAAGGAUGUUACAUUCUCAGCCACCCAUGUGGAUAAUUUUGGACUAUGGGCUAUUUUAGAUUUCAUAAUUUUGGAUUGGGCAUACUCAGCCUGUAUGUCAAAUGGCAUUUCUUUCAAAUCCAGUAGGGUGGGUGACCAUUACUUCAUCUUCAGUGCAUGAAUUCCACUGUUUAAUUGUGUGUUCUUUGAAAAAUAUAUUUCCAUUUCGUCUACUCUGAAUCUAUAGAUUCUGUUGAGAGGCUAAAAAAUGUCUCUUCAACCCAAACUCCUAUGAUACAACAUCUUUGGCUAUGUUGGCUAUGGCUAAUGAGACUUCAAUUUGCCAACCCCUGCUUUAUAUCUUACCUCAUUUUACAAAUACCUCUGUCCUUUCUCCCCUAAACCUAAAAAGGUCCCUUUCCUUAUGUAUAAGUUACUUUGCCUCUUUGAUCAUUUUAUUUGCUGUAUCAUACAGCUUUUCCAUUUUUGAAAUAACUUCAAACUACAUGACCUAGAACAACUCAUCAUUUUUCUUGCUUCACCACUCUCUUUUAUAGGGUGAUUCAGAACAGUUGUCAACCUGGAAUGCAUGUAGUACUCUCAAUGGAAAACCACUAUGCUGCUGCCAUUAUUUGGGGAAUGAAAUAUAGGAUGCCAUUUAAGGACACAGAAGGGAGGGGGAGUCCUGCCACCAGGUUAUGCAGGUGCAUUUGUGUGAAAAAGCAUAACUGAGGAUAGAGUCCUGUAUUAAGCACAAAGAUGCAAUUUGAAGAAUCGUUAAAUGUUACUUUAGACAUUGAUUGUUGGUUUUAAUGUAGUUGAGAUAGGGGGAAAGACAGAGAGAUACCUAUAUAGUUGGGAUGGGUUGUGGGUGACUCAAAUUCAGCUCCCCACUGAGCCAGGAAACUCAGGGAGGGAUUUCAAGCCAGGCACUUUAUCUCAACAUAAAUCUUGGGCUUUUCCAAAUUGAUCUAAAUAUGUGAUUUAUCACAAUAGAGUUUCCUGGGUUUUUCUGAGUUUUGUUGAUUGGUGUUACUUCUAUAUCUACUUUUCCAACUCUUGUAAGGAGUUUGUAGUGGUUGUUAUUGUUAAUUGCUGUCAAGUCAAUUUUGACUUAUGUCAAUCCUCUAAAAGAGAGACCUCCAAGCAACCUAUCAUUAAUAUCCCUGCUCAAGUCUUUUAUACCUGGGGCCAUGGCUUCCUUGGUUGAAUCUAUCUUUUCCUACUGCCAGUUAUCUUCCCACCCAUUAUAGCUUUUUCUUGUGUCAUGUCUUCUCUUUUUAAAUUCCCAUGUGUGUUGACAUUUAAAAGAAACUUUUGCAGCAAGUGUCAGGAAAUGUCAAAAUAGUUUGAGAAAUAGAAACAUAAUUUGGAUAUUUUUAUUUUCAAAAGCCCUGAGCAUCACAACUUUGUGACAUAUUUGUGGCAUCUGAAGAGUUCCUAAUCAUCUAGGCUUCUAAGCACAUUGUUCCCCUGUUUCCGGGAGAAUAUAUACAAAAAAGCAAGGAAGAAAGAAGGGUUAGAGGUACCUUAUUGGUCUCAAAAGUGCAGACAGUAAUAUAGUAUUUAAUAUUAUUUAUAUGGAUUUAUAUCUUCCCUUUUCCCCAAAAAAACAGAUGGAAUUCACAGAACAAAAAUUAGAAGCAAAACCAUUUAAACCUACAUCAAUCAUUCGUAUCUAUGUGUGUUCCUUCAAGUCAUAAAGUCAUUGAAUUAUGGCAACCCCAUGAAUUUCAUAGGAAUACUCAUGGGUAGUUUUGCCAGUUCUUCCUUCUGCAUGAUAACCUAGCACCUGAUACUGUGGUGAAUGGUCUCUCAUCUCAGUACUAACCAAGGCUGCUUAACACAAAAAAUCAGAUGGGAUUUGGUGUCUUUAGAGUAUAGAAAACAAGUUAACAAUGAAUUUUUGCCAUCUUUUUUGCACUCUGUUGUUUUGGGACUGCCAUUUGCUCCUUGAAGAACAGGACAUGAUGGUUUGCUACUCAUUUUUCAAGUCCAAGAAGCUGAAGCUUCUUUCAAAGACUGAAAGAGAUAGGAAGUUUUCUGUCACAAUUGAAGCCACCAAGGCUCAAGCAGAAUGAGAAUGGAAGAAGUAUUAUUUCAUCUGCUAUCUGGGCAUCAUCUGUUGACUGAAGCACUUGCCCCACUUUACCUAAUGGUAGGGCUGGCUCUGCUCCCAAAUUUUAAUCCCCCCUUUUUCAAAUGGUGACUUUCAAGUACCUCUGGACUGCUUCACUUCUUACAAGCAGCAAAUGUUUGUGCAGAGUCCGGUAUGAGAGAUGUGUCUGAAGGAGACAGUUGGGUUGUAGGUUGAUGGCAGGAGGCAUAACAGACAUUCUUUCCAUGCACAGAGGUCAAAACAAAAUAAAUGCAACAUCAUGUGAACAUUUCAAUGUUGUGCUAAUAGUUUCUUCAAAAAGGAAAAGAAAGAAGGAGGAGAGGCUAAAUUUGAAACACAUUUCCCCUUCUCUGGUUCCAGUGGAAAUUAUUCUUCUGAAUGUUAUGGUGAACCCAGAUUCUCCAGUGUUAUCCAAGAAGCCCACUGAAAUCAAGAAAUGGAGAGCGUGAAUCGUUAGUUGUAAUAAAUAAGCAAUUUGCAUGGAGCCACCUCAGACGGGGGAAAAGAAUGAAAAUGAGGGAAAGGGAAGUUCUCCUGUCCUACCACCCAACUUGAACUCCAGCCCCGCCACAAGGAUGAAGCAUUCAUUUAUACUUUUAAUUAUUAGUUGUGUCAAGCAAAAGCACCCAUUCAUACUUCUUAACCCAUCUGUUCCUUUCCAUGCCCCACUUUCAUAUUCUUUACACUGAACAGCCAACUUCCUCCUCCAUGCUGGAUGAAAUCAUCCAGUUGAACAGCAAAAAAGAGGGCAGGAAAAAGGGUAGAAUGAGGAAGGAGUUGAGUUACGGCAGAUCCGAGCCUCAUCCAGUCCUAAGACACAGACCCCCAUGGUGGCAUAAAUUAGGCUAGGGCUAGGAUAGUCCUAAAUAAUUUCCUCCACCCCCACCAUCACCCUGCAGCAUGGCUUUAACUCAGCUAGAGCUAGCUCCAUUGGCCCUUGACCAAUUGGGUAGUUAGAAGAUUACCUUAAACACAGAGUACAUACAUCUCUUUGCAGAAGUCUGAAAAAGAGAAAGCCUGGCAAGGACAGAGACUGCCAUGUAGGCAUGUCAGAGUGAAACCUCGAGACAUCUCUUGUCUUUUUCAUGACUGUAUAGGAGAGGGAAUUUCAACAGAUGUUGCUUAUUAUUUGGCUGCAUGACAAGCAACAUCUUCUUCUACACAGCCAUGAAAAUGACAAGCGAUGUCUUUUGUUUUCACUCUGACAACCCUACGGACAUGAAAUUCCUGCUAUAAAGUAAUGGCUGUGAUCUAUAAGUAAUGCUUUAAGAUAGCAAAGGAUAGAAAAAUUCUGUAUGGAACUCUUUCUCUUAGAGAUAGACAACUUUGGUAAUAAUUCCUCCUGACCUACUGUGGACCACAUGUCCACUGAAAAUGUGUGUGUGUUUCAAACCAAAAGUGUGACUUUUUGGGAUUUUUCACACCACACAGCACUAACAGCUACCAAAUUCUAUGGAUUCCUGGUGUUUGUAGUCUGAUAAAGAAAUAAAGCCUUUUGGCUGAGCAUUCCAUAUACUCCUCCGUAAACUACAAAUACCAGGAUUUCAUAAAAUGUUGCUAUUGUAGUUAUAAAUAAUGCUAUAAUUGCAUAUCAUGAAAGAGUCCCCAGGUUUGAAAGAGGGGCAUGAGAAUGAGGACCUGUACCUCAUUUUACAGGAGAAAUGCUCCUAGGAAUGUGAUAUCCCAUGUUUUGCCUAACAAAACCAAUAUUUUUAUAUUGGUGGAAGUGACUCCAACUGCUGCAAAAAUUCAAGGAGAGUCAUAGUUUUUAUGCUUGCCCACUUCUGCUUUGCUACAGUCUUUCUUGCAGGGACAUCCAUUGUUCCCCUGUUAUUGUUUGCUGUGCUGAUGGUUAACUAGCUAAGCAUGUACACUUUUUAAUGGAACACAGUAUUUCAAAAGAGACUUCCAUCCAAAUAGUUUAGUCUAAAAGUUGGUCUACUGUCACAAAAUCCCUCCAGCAAUUCUAGCUUUCACUACAAAUACAGAAUUGAACACUGAAGCACAAAAGAGGGGCAGGUUUGAUGAUGCAUGUCAAGUGCAUGGAAAUAGACAGAAACCGCAUAUUGAUGUUUGCAGCUACUCUUCACUGCACACUUUAUCUAGAAUCUAUUUUCUUGCUGGGGUGCUAUCACCUGUGCACAAAUGGGAUAGACCUCAAUGGGCAAAGCAUUCAGAGAAGAUGAAUUUUCUGUCAUUUUAAUGCAAAUAUACUUUCUCUCUACAAUUCAGAAUGAUUAUGUAUGUAAAUUGCACUGCUCAAGGCACUAAAGAAUACCAAAAAAAAGUGAAAUCUGAAAAGCGACUUUUGUGGAUUUUUUCCUUCUAUGUUUUUUUUUUUUAAAUCCUCACUUUGGAUGACUAAGUUCUCCCCUGAGAAGCCUGCUAGGUGAAAUGAACAUAUCUUGUGAACAGUCCAAGGGAAAAAAACAGCCCCAGUCUUUGAAAGACCUUGAUCUAAUAUAUGAGUUGUAGAUGACCAUGGCACAAUGAAGUAGAAAAUCAUUCUUGUGCUUCGUAGCCAUUUGCAGGAAUUAGCAUAGUUUUAACCAGCAAUGUUGAUUAUAUUAAAGUCUGUUGAAAACAGGAUUUGCAGUGGAUAAAAUGCAUUUACUUAUGUGAAAAAAGCUCAGAAACAUGAGUGCAGAGCCUACAUGUAGAAGAAUUAGGAUCAGGAAACUUUCUACAACUUGGAUUCCUCCUGUCAUGUUGGACUACAAUGUUCAUUGCCCCCAGGCAGCUAGCAGUAAACAAAAUUGGUCAAGAUCCCAUUUCUUAAAAAAUAUCUAAUAAAAAUGAACCAAAAAAAUUUCAUUAGCAAUCUACAUGACCCUAUUUCAAAAACAAAAAACAAAACAGAUAUACAGUAUUAUGCUUUCCAAAAUUUUAUUGUCUGUACUUACUGUUAGCUGUUAAAACAAGAAGCCACAAACAUGGUUGAAAAUACAAGGUUUCAGAAUAGAUGUUUCAGAACCAAGCACUCAAAUCCAUCUGUUUUAUUCAUUUAAAAAAUAUGUGAAGAUCUUUCCCUUUUGUUUUUGAAAAAUGCAAUUUUUGUGUAAAAAUUACAUAAAACAAUCAAACUAGACAACAUUCUUACCCAUCUGUACCCAGAUGUACUUUAAGAAAAACAUUCAACAUAAAGCUUGUUUUUCUCUUUGUUUGCAUUCUCUAUCAGUGGUACUUUUUCAUAAUAUGUAAUAUUGCUUAUCUAGCAUAGUUUACUGAAGAGCUUUGAAAAGUUUCCAGUAGCCUAUACCAGAGGUAGAAUGCAUGCAGCCUUCCAGCUGAUUGUGUGACUGUUUCCCAGCAUACUGAGACUUUGCAGUUAAACAACUGUAUAAUUCCUACCCCAUGUUGUACAUGCAGGAGAAAUGAGAAUCCGGAACCAUGCACAAAUCCACCUGACCACCCAAUUUAGAUCAAUAAAGUCACUGUUAACAAGGAACUAGGUAAUGUCAGAUUACUAAACAUUAUCGGAGUUAAAUCUGCAGAGAAUAGUAUUAAAGCAGCUUUGCAACAUCCAUUUUCAGUAAGGGGCUGCCAUGAUGUUAUUACAUAGGAGAGCCAACAAAAGAGAUUGUUGCAUUUUAGGGUCGAUGUGCAUAGGAACUGAUGUGCCUUGGGCACCAAUGUGCACCAAUGCACCAGGCACCCCCAGUGCCCACCUGGACAACAACUAGGGACAGCCAUUGUUCAUUGCUGGGACCCAAUAUUGAUCAAGACACUGGCUAAAGAGUGCCGACAUGCAUUGGGACACUCUUGCUGGUGUCCAGAUAUAUAUCUUUGCAAUUCACUAGGAGGGUUCUGUAAUAUCUCAGCUACAUAGCUAAAUAUUCAUAAAGUCAUGUCCCAUAUACCUCAAUGUAGAAUCAUGGCCAACCUAUUUUGGUGCUAGGCAGUUUUAAAUAUCCUUAUAUUAUCACAGAGUUGGAAGAGAUCACAAGGGGCAUCUAGACCAAUCCCCUGCCAUGCAGGAACACACAGUCAAAGCACACCUGACAUAUGUGUCACAGUUUAUUUGAUUUUCAUAAAACCACAAUCCCAGUGUGUUGUCUCUGAUGGAAGUAUCGACUCCCCCAUAAACUAUUUUCUCUCCCAUAUUUAAUUGCCGCGGCAAAACAAUCAGGUAGAGGGCUUAAGGUUUUUGUUUUUUUAAAAAAAAUAUUCUGAUCCUGAAAGAAAUACUUCAAAGGCAAUCCUUCUACCAUAACUGCUUUUGGGAUCCUUUCCCUCUGCGAAAAAGGUGAUGCUAAAGUGCAGACAAAAUUGCAGUCUAGCGAGCCAGUGUGCUUUUGCUGUUGAUUAGACUGAGUGUACAUUGGAAGCCGGCUUGUGGGUUGCUCCAGCCAACAAUCUGUGACUGAAAAAUAGACCUAUUAGCCCAGUGAACUAUAAGGGGAGGGUCACCUGAGGCCAACAGACAAGUCCAGCUUAGUGUUCCAUAUAUCAGCUGGCUUUGAGAUAUUUCACUUCACUGCAUUAAUCCAGCAGCUGUUGCUACUGCUGCUCAGCUUCUCUCUCAUUUUGUCUUCCAAAACCAAAGGAUGGUUUGUUCGCUGAGGCUAUGAGCAUUUUAGCAGCUGCUCUAGCCUUUAAUCCUCUCCACGGAUGUGGUGGUUUUCAAAUAUUGCACUAGCCAUCUUAUAUUACGUCUAGCUAUACAGAGCGAGAGAUUGACUAUGUGGAAUUAAAUAAUUGUGCUUUUAAGGUCAAUGUAGUCAACCAUUUUAAUGCAGACAGGCAUAUACAGACCCUCUUCUUUUCUCCAUUGGUGUAUGCAAAAAAAAUUAAAUAUACAGCAAUCUUUAUGCAGGAUGGAGCAUAGUAUUCAGACUUUAUAAAAAAUAAAUAAAAUAAAUCAGCUUUAGUUCUGUUUAAUUUAACAUUUGAGCAUGUGUUUACUAAAGCAUUAUCAGUAGUCCCUAAAGGAAAAGGCUUAUCUUUAGAAAUGCAGAACCUGGCCUGCAGUCUAAAUGGCACCAUCGUAAUUGCACUUGGGAUUCACAAGCAGCCCAUUGUUAUUCUCUUCGCUUUGGCAAUUGUAAAUACUAACCCACCACUGCCUCCUUUAAAUGAGAGAGUCAACAUGGUGUAAUGAGUUGAGUGAUGACUAGGACUUGGGAGAUCAAGUUUUGAAUCUUUGAAUUUCUCGUCUUUAGAGGGAGACAACAGGAAACCUUUCUCUGGAUAAACCUUGCUGGGAAAACUCCAUGAUAGGUUUGUCUCCAGUUGCUGGAAGUCAGAAACUACAGCAGCAAACCCUGUAAAACAUUUAUGAGAAGGGAAAGAAAGAUGAGGAAAGGAAAUGGAAUUUUAAUUAUGUCAAAGCUUGGGAAAGUUAUGGAUUGGACUCCAAGAAAACUCCACCAAGCAUGGUUAGAGUAGUCUGGAAGUCAUACUCCAAAAAGUACCUUUCCAAAAGCCAAUUGUAAGAUUGGAGUCAGACAACUGAAGAAUCAUCAAGGUCUUCAACUUCCAUGUAUAAAUAAAAAGCAGAAAACUAUGAUUAACUUAGAGAAGAGAAGACUUAAAAGGUAAUGUCAUAGCCAUCUUAAUACAGUGAUCUUUGUGCAUUAAUCUAAAGUAUUUCUAUAUCUCUAAUGUGGAGGUAGAUUGCUAUAGCCAGUUCCUUUUUCAUACAGGUUUAUUCCAUCCCCUCACUCCAGGAUUAAUUUUUGAAAUAGUACUUUGAAAAUAGAGUCAUGGUGGUGCAGCAGUUAAACCGCUGAGCAACUGAACUUGCUAACCGAAAGGUUGGCAGUUUGAAUCCACGGGACAGGAUGAGCUCCCACCAUUAGUCCAAGCUUCUGCCAACCUAGCAGUUCGAAAACAUGCAAGUGUGAGUAAUUCAAUAGGUACUGCAUCAGAGGGAAAGUAAUGGGGCCCCAUGCAGUCAUGUCGGCUACAUCAUCUAGGAGGUGUUUAUGGACAACACUGGCUCUUUGGCUUAGAAAUGGAAAUGAGCACCACCCCCCAGAGUUGGAUGCGACUAGACUUAAUUUCAAAGGAAAACCUUUAUCUUUAACUUUACUUCGAAAAUGGUACUUAGAAUUCUAGCCCUCCUUGAUCCCAAAUAACUACAACCAGUUUAAGUCAUUGGUGCCUAAUUCAUUUCUCUGAAAUUUAACAAUCCAAAAGAACGUCAUGUAGAAGAUGAAACCACUUGUUUUCUGUUUCUCCAGAGACUGGACUGAGAUAGAUUCAAAUUAUAAGAAAAUGGAUUCCACUGAAAUAUAUAGCAAUAACCUCUGUACUGUAAAAACUGUUUAACAGUGAAAUAGAUUUCCUUGGAGAAUGUUUGGCUCCUUCAAAUAUAGGAGGCAUUUUUCAGGAAUGCUUUAAUUAUAAUUUAAUGGUGGUGGGCUUGAUUAGAUGGCCUUUAUGAUCCCUUCCAACUCAAAAAAUCUAUGAUUCUAAACAUCCAGUGUGUCAGCACCUCUCAUUACAGAAACCCAUUAGAAAAAAUAUUACAGACAGAAGUUUCCCAUGUUUUUUCUUUAACAUUCUUGUUACAACCUAUUUCACUCAGCAUUAGUUUUCUAUCAUACAUUAGCCUAAAAUGUCCCAACAGAAAUAUCUCAGUAUCCAAAUAUGUAAACCACUUCUCAUUGAUUCUUUAUUUUGUGUUGACCCUGCUCCUGUUUACAGAUAACAACAUAAACAGUGAUUGUCCCUUGAAAUGGUAUUCUGAAAUUAAAAGAUGCUAGGAUCCUAUGGUACUUUAAAGAUUAGUAAGUUAAUUGUAUUCUGAGAUGAUACUGAUGACUUGCCAAAAUAAUUAGCUCUGGCUAUGGAAGUUCAUAUAUUUGAAUAUAUUUUAAGUUAUUGAUUUUACCCCAUUGUUUUCCAUUAGUAAUCCUGCUUUGUUUCCCCACCAUUUUUGUUGUCUCUUUCCUUACCAUUAAAAAAUAAAGUGAAAAGGAAAUAUGAAAUAGUGAUGAUGAUAAUAAAAGCCAUUCAUGCAAAAGAACUGUUUGUUUUGGUGCAUGAAAAAAAGUGUUUCUAUUUCUGGAACAUAGAAACUGCACAAAUCUCUCUUGAGAACUGGAUUGUGGUUACCAAAUGCUGGAAGUUCAUAAUGCACAGUAUGAUAUGAAUCCAACAAACUGUCAAACCCACAUCUUUUGUGAGAUUGUAAGCAAUGUUAUUGUAAUAAAUUCUAGAGAAAAUAUGGUAUUGAAUGUGAGCACAGCUCCUUCCAAAGUAACGUGACGGUGCUUAUGCUGUAGUACAACUUAAAAUCAUUUUCAGAACUGCAUUUGUUGCAAGCAGACAAGAAACAAUAUACUCUAUAUUUUAGUGUCAACUGCAAGCCAUAUGAAUGUACUAAUUUUGCUGUUUCUUCAAAUAGAUGUGUGUCAUUUCAGAGAAAGGGAGCAGGUUAGAGAGGUGAUCACUGACUAGCUUGGCUUAAUGACAGAGUAGUUGCUUCACAUGCAAAAGAUCCCAGGUUCGGUCCUUGGCAUUGAUGGGGGAUUGGGAUGCAAAGGUCUGAAAUCCUGGAGCGCAGCUGCUACUGUGUUUCCUUGAAAAUAAGACAGUGUCUUAUAUUAAUUUUGCUCCCAAUGACACACUAGGUCUUAUUUUCAGAUGAUGUCUUAUUUUGCUCCCUCCUCCGCCAAGGAAGGUUCAUGUGGCGCAAAGGAGAAGGAGGGAAAGGUGCGCACCUUUCGCUCCUUCUUCUUUGUGCAGCACUCGCCUUCCUCAGCGGCAGCUGCUCCCUCCUCCUAGGUUUUACUUUUGGGGGAUCUUAUAUUUGGCAAUUCACCAAAACUCUACUAGGUCUUAUUUUUAGGGGAUGUCUUGUUUUCGGGAAAACAUGGUAGUCAGCAUACAUCAGGGAUAGAGCUUAUAACAGAUGCUUAUGAACCACUACAGCCAUUAUUCCUCACCAUUGAGCACUAUGCUGGGACUAAUGGAAAAUAUAGUCCAACAAGAUCAGGAGGUCCAUAGGUUCCUAAAACCAGUGUUGCCAUCAUUGUAGGUGAUCCCUCGUGGCUGAGUAUGAUUGUCUUCCAGAAGUAGAGACCUAUUCUGGAUCUGCACGGUCUAUCACCUUGAGGACUUCAGUUUCCAAACGGAAGGUGGUCCUAACAGGGAUUUGCUCGAUGUGCCUUCCUCUUGGCACAUUUCUCCCUUUCAUCCACUGUGUUAUAAUGGGUGGACCAAAAGUCUAACUGGCUAUAAGACUACUUUUUAUGUAUCUUCCACAUAUGAAAUCAUAUUUCCUGUAUUGCAACUCCUAUAAGCAAUAAGAUGUGUUAUCCUGAAUAAGAUUGAUAUCUUAUCUUGCCCAGAAAUUAUCUCCACAAUCUCAGGUGGAUGUAUUUUUCAAUCUGAUGCUCUCUUGAAUUGGAGAUGCUGUAGAUUGGAGCAGGGACAUUAUGUACACACACAAGAGCUACAAUCCUACUUUCCAAGUUCCCCUAUAAUUCUACAUCAUCUCAUUCUAAAGGACACAUAAAUAUUCACAACCAAUAUAUGCCACUGUGAAACUGUUUUAACUGUCCCAGCUUUCUCCCAACAAUUCUGGGUCUUGUGUCACUUGUUGGGAAAGAAAGCUGCAAACUGCACAAAGGGAUUCCAUAAGUCCAUUCAAAUGCAAUGACUGUUCUGAAGAGGCCUUGAUUGUAGCAAACUCUGUCAUUUUAAUCUGGUUUUGGCCUGUAGUAUAGACAAACCCUGUUGCACAAUGCAAGUGGACAGCUGGAGAACACAAGCUGCUGGAGCUUAGGAGAACUUGCGUGGUUCAAGGAACAGCUUAGUAAAACAAUCCAGAUGGCUGAAGCAAUUGUGCAUAUUCUUUCGCUUUCCUUUAGCAAUCCUGAUCUCCGUAACCAUAGGCUACCAGAAUAAAAACUCAGCCAACCUUCUCCAUUUUCUAUAUUAGCCCUCCAUGUAUCUAUAGACAAACACACAUACUUCAGGGACCACUUCCUUUCCUCUGUCAUAUGGCAUGUAAUUUUUGAAAAGCAUUUGUAGUGAAUUAGGCUCAUUUAAGGUAAACAGUAGUGUAGCCAAAGAACUGUCUCUCUACACAUGUGUAAGCUAUCACAGUUUAUAUCUGCUCUGAAACAGAUUUGGUGUAGCAGACCUUUCCUUCACCUUUCCAGCUUGAUAGAGAGAAAUGUGGACCAGCCUAAUUCUUUCUUUAAACUGAGGUCUUUUGAAGUGUUGCACUUAAAAAAUAAUAAUAAAGAAGACGUUUCUGUGCUUGCAUUUAAUGUACCUGUGUGAGUUAUUUUGUAAAUGGCUAUUUGCUUCAUGUUGAGAACUUUAAAAAAAUACAUCUAUAUUUUUAUUCUAAUAAAUGUUUGGGAGUUUGUAAA
This is a messenger RNA of Anolis carolinensis (green anole), 16785 nucleotides long. RefSeq names its product spectrin repeat containing nuclear envelope family member 3 (gene syne3). NCBI's taxonomy places the organism in Eukaryota, Metazoa, Chordata, Lepidosauria, Squamata, Anolidae. The record is from RefSeq and is a predicted model, not a curated record. Gene Ontology annotation, molecular function: actin filament binding. Bases 279 to 3155 code for a protein of 958 amino acids. Gene Ontology annotation, biological process: nuclear migration. Gene Ontology annotation, cellular component: cytoplasm; nuclear outer membrane; meiotic nuclear membrane microtubule tethering complex. The transcript has 20 exons.